CUUCACUCUCUUAAAAACUCUUCAGGUUUUUCCAACUGAGCGAUUCAGGCUGAGGCGGGCGCAACCGCACUAGAGGGAAAGUCAAGUCGUGCUGGACUGGCGCGAUAUCCUCGCACGGUUCACAACUAAAAAGAAGACCUGACGCGCGUAUUAAUCAUGUUUCUUAACGAUGGAAUAUGCUGAUUUUAAAAGUUGACCAGGGAUUUCUAGUUGUGGGGUGUUUGCGAGGGAUGGCUUUCCUUUUAACUUGCUUAUUCUUGUCUUGUUACAGUGCGAGCUUUGUUUGGGGAAAUAAGCACAGUGAGACCAGUAUCUAUUUGGAUAACAUCACGCGCAUAUUGGAUAGAUUACUGGAUGGCUAUGACAACAGGCUGCGACCUGGAUUUGGAGGUCCGGUUACAGAGGUCAAAACUGACAUCUUUGUCACCAGCUUUGGACCUGUGUCAGAUGUUGAGAUGGAAUACACCAUGGACGUGUUCUUUCGUCAGACGUGGAUCGACGAGCGGCUCAAAUUCGAGGGCCCCAUCGAGAUCCUGCGGCUCAACAACCUGAUGGUCAGCAAUAUCUGGACGCCGGACACCUUCUUCCGGAAUGGCAAGAGGUCAAUCUCGCACAACAUGACCACCCCCAACAAGCUGUUUCGCAUCAUGCAGAACGGAACUAUCCUCUACACCAUGAGAUUAACAAUAAACGCAGAGUGUCCCAUGCGUCUGAUGAACUUCCCAAUGGACGGCCAUGCCUGCCCACUCAAGUUCGGGAGUUAUGCCUAUCCUAUCAGUGAGAUCGUGUAUACAUGGAAGAAAGGUCCCCAGUCGUCUGUGGAGGUGCCACAGGAGUCAUCCAGUCUGCUACAGUACGACCUCAUUGGUCAGACAGUGUCGAGUGAGCGGCUAAAGUCCAACACAGGUGAAUAUGUCAUCAUGACCGUCCACUUCCACCUGCAGAGGAAAAUGGGUUUCUUCCUCAUUCAGACCUACAUUCCCUGCAUUAUGACCGUCAUCCUGGCCCAAGUCUCUUUUUGGAUUAAUAAGGAAUCGGUUCCAGCUCGGACUGUGUUCGGUAUCACCACUGUCCUGACCAUGACAACACUCAGCAUCAGUGCACGCCACUCCCUGCCCAAAGUUUCCUAUGCCACAGCCAUGGAUUGGUUUAUCGCUGUUUGCUUUGCCUUCGUGUUCUCCGCCCUGAUUGAGUUUGCAGCUGUCAACUACUUCUCCACCCUUCAAGCCAACAGGGAGCUCCGAAAGGCAGCAGCCAUGAAGGCAGCAGCUCAGGAGGCAGCCGCCGCAGCAGCAGCUCCGGCUGCAGCCACAGGGAACGAUACAGAGGUUUCCUCAGUGGAUGCCAGCAGUGUUCUGAAGAAGAGGAUGAACUCUGCCCCAAUAUUUGACCGCCCUGCAAAAACAUUUCCCAACCCACCCGUAAACGCUCAAGCCUUCCUGCAGCAAGGUUCAGCUGUUCCUGCCAACAACGUCCUGACUGGCACCAGCAUCAUCGACAAAUACUCUCGCAUCCUCUUCCCUCUUUCAUUUGGCGCCUUCAACCUGGUCUACUGGAUCGUCUAUCUCACCAAGGACACCAUGGAGAUGUCCAGGGAAACCGUCUAAGCCAAGAGUUCGUCUCAAGUCUACAGAAACACAAAUACGUAUAAAUAUAUACAUAUAUAAAUACUCAAUAAAUAGAUGACAAAGGUUUGCCAAGCACUCUUUUAUGCCGCCUCAGUGCAUUGUAUUUCUUUUUAACUACUCCCUUGGAAAGUGAGUGUGCUUAGAGCAGAUGAACCAGCUCCAACUGCCACCUUGACCCAGGAGCUCACAGCCUGCGGGCCACCGGCUCUGGAACAUUUUCAAACAGGUAUUAAAUCUCUUUCUGUGUCUCUCAUUUUCUUUAUUUUACUCCCCAAAUAUUAAAAAAGCCACACAUGGGGACACCUUUUCAGUAUCUGUCUCGAUUCCCUGCUCAGACUGUAGGGGAAAGAUGUAACUGCUAAGCUAGCUAGGCUGCAGAGCCAGAGGCAGAGCCACUACUUUGUUCUGUGUUAUGAUUUCUGUUUGUGCAUGCUUCCCCCACACAUAAGAGUGAUUUUGCAUGUGUUAAAAAUGUCACAGUCCCUACAAUGAUACUUGGAAUGAGAGAAUGAGUGCUCUUGUUUCACAACUGGAUCCAAAAGAGACUGACUGAAGAGCAACUCUCUCACUUUCAGCCCUUCUUCUUUCUGUUGCUCAUUUUUUACCCACAACAGCACCCGUCGGUGACAGCAUUUUUUGGUUCAUUGGCUUAAUUUCCCCUUGCUGAUAGAGUACAGAGGAUGUGAGGUAUAAUCUUUAGUGUUUUAUUUAUGGUGUGUUCAAAAAAGACACGUUACCCUGGUUGAAUAUUCACUUUCACAUGCAAAUGUGUGAAAAUAUCAUAUCAUAUGUCAAAAAACAACCACUAAGACAUGCAUGCAUAGUAAUAACCUACACUUAAACUUUUUCAAGUAUGCCACACUCGCAGGAUUGGUUGCCCUAGAUUUUAUAAGAGGUACAAAAAUCUGAAAUGUCAGUGCAUAAUUUAAUGGUUAUGACUUGUCUACGCUCAAAGCUGUGAUAUGUCUGGUAAUAUGCAAAAAAGAUUCCAGAAACACCCUCCAGAAACAGAAUAUGCAGGUCACACUAGAUAUUUAAAAGUAGCUGGAGGAUUUAGUUUGAGCUCAUAAAUGUAUGACACUCUAAACACCUCCUUGUAAACAAAAUGGAAGGAAAGUGUGGCAAAAAGUGAUUAAAAAUACAGACACUUCCUUCCAAAAGUUUUGGGACAGAGAGGCCAAUUCCUUUAUUUUUACUGUAGACUGAUAACACUUCGAUUUGACAUUGGAGUGAGACAAGAGAUCAACAUUUCAGCUUUUAUUUCAAGGUAUUUACAUUUGGAUCUGAUACACAACAGAAGAUAUCUUUAUUUGUAACGGAACACCACAUUUUUAGGUGAGCAAAAGUAUUAGCAUGGAUUGACUUAAAAAAAGAUUAAAGUGAAUAAGACAUAAUAUUUAGUUGCAAAUCAUUUGCCUGCAAUAACUGCAUCAAGCCUUUGAUCCACUGACAUCACUAAACUUCUGCAUUCUUCUUUUGUGAUGCUUUUCCAGGCUUUUACCACAGCCUCUGUCAGUUGUUUGUUUUGGGGGGUUACUCCCUUCAGUCUCCUCUUUAGUAGGUAAAAUGCACUAUUGGGUUCAAGUCUGGAGAUUGACUUGACCGGUAUUCCACUUCUUGCCUCUGACGAACUCCUUUGUUGUUUUGCCAGUGUGUUUUGAGUCAUUAUCAUGCUGCAUGAUGAAGGAUCCCCCUAUCAGUUUGGUUGCAUCUUUCUUGGUUGACAAAAUUUUUCUGUAGACUUCUGAGUUCAUUUUGCUGCUGCCAUCAUGUGUUACAUCAUCAGAUUAAGGAUCAGAUUAAUGAGCCCGUCCCAGGACUUUGGUAAAGGUUAUUCUUUGUAUCGUCAGUCCAUAAAACUUUGUUCCGGGAUUUUUGAGGUCCAUGUCUUUACUUUUUGGAAAAUUUCAGCCUGGCCUUCCUGUUCUUCUUGCUAAUGAGUGGUUUGCAUCUUCUGGUGUAGCCUCCGUACUUUUGUUCAUGAAGUCUUCUGUGAACAGUAGAUGGUGAUACCUUCACUCCUGCCCUCUGGAGGUUGUUGCUGAUGUCACUAACAGUUGUUUUAGGGUUUGUCUUUACAGCUCUCACAAUGUUUCUGUCAUCUUUUACUUAGUACACAGUGGUUUAUUUUAUCUUCAGGACAUUCCAAAUGGUUGUACUGGCUAUGGACAAUUUUUGUGCAAUGGUUCUGAUUGAUUUUACAUCUUCUCUCAGCUUCACAAUCGCUUGUUUUUGUCCCAUAGACAACUCUCUGGUUUUCAUGUUGGUUGUACUUCUAACUAUAAAUGUAGUAGGCACAGACAAAACCCACACCUUAAACUGAGUGUAGACAUUUAGCGCUAUUGUUUUAAUACUUAGUGUAAAACACCUAGACAACAAACACACCUGUCAGUCACAUGUUCCAAUACUUUUGCUCACAUGAAAAAUGGGUGGGUUUGAACAAAAGGUGCUAUCUUCUAAGUUGUGUAUCAGAACCAGAUGUAAAUACCUGGAAAUUAAAGCUGAAAUGUUGAUCUCUUGUCUCGUAUUCACCUUUUGAUGUCAAACCCAAAUGUUUCAGUCUACAGCAAAAAUAAAGGAAUUUGCCUCUCUAGAACUUUUGGAGGGAGCAUACUUAUGAAGUUAACCCUCUGCUGUGCUUUUACUCAUCAGGAUCUAAAGUCUUCAUGUUUCCUAGCAGCAAAUUGCCAUUCCCAAGAGAAGAUUAAAGCCUUUAUGUGCUAACAGUGUUGUCAUUUUCUUGUUUAUUGUUGCUAUUUAUUGUAGUCAUUUAACUGAAGUAAAAGGACUUUUACUCUGGUUGCCAAUUAAUUCUGAAGCUGGCAGCUCCGGCAUCUGGUUUUCAUUAUGAAAGCAGCAAAAAAUAGCAACCUAAAGCUAUCAUCAUCAAUUAUACCCAAUGCCAAAAACACAUUCAUUAAUAAUCCACUUGUGUGGAUUUGCAUACGAUUACACACCAUUUCCAAUUAAGCAGAGAGGGUAACAUGUUUAAGCCAUGUGGCUUCUAUAUAUAAGCUGAUGUGUGUGUUUGCUUCCUCAUGACAUCCAUCAUCCACAAGGAUGUUCUCAUUAAAGCGUCUCUUUAUUAAAAUGGCCAGCUUUUGAAAUGGAAAAGCUGCAGAGCACAGCAUAAAGGUUACACAAGCAUCUGAAAAUGAGCACUUCCAUUUUGUUUUAUUUCAAAUGAAAAUUCACACAGAAUAACUGAACUGAAAUGACUUCCUGGUCCUUUAUUAAUGUGUAAUGUUUAUUUUUCUAAUGCUGGUUUGUAAGGAAUCUUUUUCUGUUGUAAAUAUUUGUGUAUUUGUUAUGAGCACUUUAGUUUAGACAGACCGACAUAGAAGAGCUCAGUUCAACAAAAAAUGACAUAACAGAUAAAAAAUGCAUGAUUAAAAUGUUGCUUCAUGAACUUUUUAAAGAAUCAAAAUAUGCAAUGCAAUAAAAAAUGCAAUAUAGCCUCUGGUCGGACUCACAGGGUUCAGAUCCAAUGCUCUGAACUUUUUUUUUCUGAAGAUGAAAAGCUUUCAACAAGCAACUCCUCGCCAAACAAGAACAUCAGGAUUGGACUUUUGUGCAAAACCUCGGAUGACAUCCAGUGCCAAGGAUUUUUAAAUGGUUGUUUUUUACAAUAUCUGUGCAUGGAAACUCUGGUUUGCAUAACAUUAGAGUCAUACUUAAAAAAUGCUAAGAGUAUUUAAUUUAAGAUCAUCAUUUAAUGUUCUAGAUUAAAAAAAAGGCCUCAAACUACAAUUAAGGACUCCAAAGGAUGUUAUGAAGGCCUCUUUAUGCAUGUUUUCUUCCAUGUGUACACCACAGGACUAAAAGAACAAUGGUGUCAGACUGUAUGAACUGUCUUUGUGUCGUCCCAUUUCCUCUUCUGCGUUUAUCCCCCACCCUCCCACACAUAUCUUCAGUCUGUGAGCCAAAGGCUGAAGAGACGGCCCAUUUAUGCGCUCCAUGUCAGGCUCUAUUGUGGGAGCAACCUGACUACCAGUGAACUUGGACUGCUGAGGAACUGCUGGAGCACACCAGUGACCUUCCUCUUCCAAAAUAAACUCUGAAAGUCAAAUGAAAUAUGGCUGUGAAUGAUGUGUGUGAGUGUGUGUUUCUAAAAGGACCUAGCUCGUUUGCUUCCACCAGUGACCUGGUUGAUCUGCCCUCUGACCCCCAGCCUAGCAGCUCAGCUCCAUCACUCUACCCUGAGCGCUGCACUUGCAUGACCUCAGACCGUUUUGUGUGCUUGUUAGGGUUGUUGAAUGUAAAAGGUUGUGAACUCCAUAGAACAUAGAAGUCUAUAGCUAUGGUGACUGCGGCCACAAACUGCCCUUUAUGUCGUUUUGUCUCAUUCCACAGGCAUGAGCAUUAUCGAUGUCUCAUUUAGCUGAUGUUGAUUUUUCUUUCUCAUUCGCCUAGAGAAUAUGCAGACAAUUUAGAAGAACACGAAUGCUUUACAUUGUUGCUUUAUGUGUAUAUUUUGUGAAUAUCAAAGAUUAUCUCUGUAGGUUGGGUAUUUGUUUUCCAACUGUUUGACCCUGCUUGAUGAUCAGCUGCACUGCAUUCACCAUGAUUUGGAUGAUGUCAACUUUUCUAUCUUAGCAAUUAAGUUGCUCUAUAUUUGCCCCUUUAUUAGUUUUUAAUGUCAUGAGGGUGGCCGUUUUAUUGCAAAAGAAAACAGUAAUGGCAUAUUCAGGUAACUUUUCCCCCUGUUAAUAAAUGAACGGCUACUCACUUUU
Messenger RNA from Cheilinus undulatus (humphead wrasse), 6361 nucleotides. RefSeq names its product gamma-aminobutyric acid type A receptor subunit alpha6b (gene gabra6b). Gene Ontology annotation, cellular component: synapse; GABA-A receptor complex; neuron projection. Gene Ontology annotation, biological process: nervous system process; signal transduction; synaptic transmission, GABAergic. Gene Ontology annotation, molecular function: GABA-A receptor activity; inhibitory extracellular ligand-gated monoatomic ion channel activity; benzodiazepine receptor activity. The record is from RefSeq and is a predicted model, not a curated record. The transcript has 10 exons. Lineage: Eukaryota; Metazoa; Chordata; Actinopteri; Labriformes; Labridae. Bases 177 to 1607 code for a protein of 476 amino acids.